Gavia stellata (red-throated loon) is the source of this 4683-nucleotide messenger RNA. RefSeq names its product ATP binding cassette subfamily C member 2 (gene ABCC2). Gene Ontology annotation, cellular component: apical plasma membrane. Bases 1 to 4683 code for a protein of 1560 amino acids. The record is from RefSeq and is a predicted model, not a curated record. Gene Ontology annotation, biological process: transmembrane transport. Lineage: Eukaryota; Metazoa; Chordata; Aves; Gaviiformes; Gaviidae. Gene Ontology annotation, molecular function: ABC-type transporter activity; ATP binding; ATP hydrolysis activity. The transcript has 32 exons.
AUGUUGGCAGCCCUGGAGGAGUUCUGUGGCUCCGUCUUUUGGAAUGCCUCCUACCUCGCUCGUCCAGAUGCCGACCUGCCCGUGUGCUUCCAGCAGACUGUGCUGGUCUGGGUCCCCCUUGGCUUCUUCUGGAUUUUGGCUCCAUGGCAGCUCCUGCCCAUGUGCAAAUCCAGAGCCAAGAAAUCAUCUGUGACCAAACUCUACAUCAUCAAACAGGUGCUGGCUACCUUGUUGAUGCUGACGGCAGUGGCAGAGUUGGCCAUGGCAUUUGUAGAGGACACAGAGCAGGACCCCCUGCCAGCUGUCCAGUACACAAACCCCAGCUUGUACAUUGCCACCUGGCUCCUGGUCCUGCUGAUCCAUGAUGCACGACGCUCCUGCUUGUGCAGAGACUCGGGGAUACUUUUCUGCUUCUGGACACUGUCCCUGCUCUGUGGGAUAUUGCCAUUCCAGUCGCUCCUCCGGAGAGCCCUGCAGGCACCAAUCUCCGAUGUGCCACGGUUUGUCCUUUUCUUCGUCUCCUAUGGGCUCCAGCUGCUGCUCUUCCUUGUCUCAGGCUUCUCGGACGUUGCCCCAGAAACAAAGGAAAUCAGGAAGAAGAACCCAGAGGUGACAGCCUCCUUUCUGAGCUCCAUCACCUUUGAAUGGUACACCAGCAUGGUUUUCAAGGGCUAUCGCAAGCCCUUGGAGGUAGAGGAUAUCUGGGAAUUGAAAAGUAAAGACAAGACGCAGGCUAUUUACACUGUUUUGGAGAAGAACAUGAAGACUGCGGUGAGGAAGGCCCAAGCAGAACUGGAGAAACGGAAACGCAAGAAAAGACGCUGGGAAGGUGACCCAGACCAUGGGAACGACAUGAGCAAGGCCCAGAGCCAAGACAUCCUGGUGCUGGAGGAGAAGCAGCCGAAGAGGAAGAAGAAGGGAGACAAAGGGGACUCCAGCCCUCACAAGGAUUUCCCCAGGGGUUGGUUGGUGAAAACCCUGUGCAAGACCUUCUGGCAGAACCUCCUGUUAUCGGUGGCUUUCAAGCUGGUGCACGAUGGACUUGUGUUUGUCAGCCCCCAGCUGCUGAAGCUGCUGAUCACCUUUGUGUCGGAUGAGGAGUCCUUUGCCUGGCAAGGCUAUCUGUACGCCGUCCUGCUCUUCCUAACGGCGCUGAUCCAGUCCCUCUGCCUGCAGCAGUACUUCAGCUUGUGCUUCCAGCUUGGCAUAAACGUGCGUGCCAGUCUCAUCGCUGCCAUCUACAAGAAGGCACUCACCAUGUCCAGUGCCACCCGCAAGGAGUCCACGGUGGGAGAGACUGUGAAUCUAAUGUCGGCUGAUGCCCAGAGGUUCAUGGACAUGGCCAACUUUGUUCACCAGUUGUGGUCAUCCCCCCUGCAAAUUAUCCUGUCCAUCGUCUUCCUCUGGGGAGAACUGGGACCCUCUGUCUUGGCUGGCAUUGCAGUCAUGGUGCUGCUCAUCCCCAUAAAUGGGUUCCUGGUCACCAAGGCCAAAACCAUCCAGGUGAGGAACAUGAAGAACAAGGAUGAACGCAUGAAAAUAAUGAGUGAAAUCCUCAAUGGAAUUAAGAUCCUGAAGCUUUUUGCCUGGGAGCCUUCAUUUGAGAAGCGAGUCAAUGAGAUCCGGGCACGUGAGCUCAAGGACUUGGUGAACUUCGGUUACCUGCAGUCAAUCUCUAUCUUUGUGUUCACGUGUGCCCCCUUCCUGGUCUCCUUGGCCAGCUUUGCCGUCUACGUGCUGGUGGAUGAGAACAACAUCCUGGAUGCACAGAAGGCCUUUACUGCCAUCUCCCUUUUCAAUGUGCUGCGCUUCCCCAUGGCCAUGCUGCCCUUGGUCCUCUCUUCCCUGGUGCAGACCAAUGUAUCGACUGCGAGGCUGGAGCGCUACCUGGGCGGGGAAGAUCUGGACACCUCAGCUAUCCACCACAACCCCAUUGCAGGCAGCGCUGUGCGUUUCUCGGAGGCCACCUUUGCCUGGGAGCAGGACGGCAACGCUGUGAUAAGAGAUGUCACGCUGGACAUAGCGCCUGGGAGCCUGGUGGCCGUGGUGGGGGCUGUGGGCUCAGGCAAAUCUUCACUGGUGUCAGCCAUGCUUGGGGAGAUGGAGAAUAUCAAGGGACACAUCAACAUCCAGGGCUCGCUGGCCUAUGUGCCCCAGCAGGCCUGGAUUCAGAAUGCCACACUGAAAGACAACAUCCUUUUUGGGUCAGAAUUGAAUGAAGCCAGGUAUCAGCAGGUCAUCAAGGCCUGCGCCCUCCUUCCAGACCUGGAACUGCUGCCUGCGGGUGACCAGACAGAGAUCGGAGAGAAGGGCAUUAACCUCAGUGGGGGCCAGAAGCAGCGGGUCAGCUUGGCCCGGGCAGUGUACAGCAACGCAGACAUCUACAUCCUGGACGACCCCCUCUCUGCCGUGGAUGCUCACGUUGGCAAGUACCUCUUCGAGCAUGUGCUGGGGCCAAAAGGGCUGCUGCAAAAGAAGACACGGAUCUUGGUGACGCACAGUAUCAGUUUCCUGCCCCAGGUCGAUAACAUCGUGGUGCUGGUGGCAGGAGCAGUGUCUGAGCAUGGCUCCUACAGCACCCUGCUUGCAAACAGGGGGGCCUUUGCCCAGUUCCUGAACUUGUACAGCAGCCAGGAGGAGGAUGCUUCAGAGAAAAAUCCUACAGCUGGGGAUGAAGAGCAGGGUGAUGAAGAUGUUGAGCCUUGUGUGGAGGAGGGCCCUGAUGAUGUGGUGACCUCGAGCCUGAAGCGAGAGGCCAGCAUCCAUCAGAGAGAGUUCAGCCGCAGGUGGGAAAUCAACCUGAGCUCUCAGCGCUCUCUCCUGCCCCGCUCCCUCCAAGACAGGGGUCUCAGGGCUUCCCAGGGGGAGCCCCCCAAGAAGCUGAAGGGCCAGCAACUGAUUGAGAAAGAAGCUGUGGAAACCGGCAAGGUGAAGUUCUCCAUGUACCUGCGGUACUUGCGUGCUGUUGGCUUGUGGUAUUCUUUCUGGAUUGCCAUGGGCUACGUUGGACAGUACAUCGCCUUCGUGGGGACCAACCUGUGGCUCAGCGUCUGGACUGGCGAUGCGCAGCGCUACCUCAACCAGACCUAUCCCGUGGAGCAGCGAGACCUGCGGAUUGGUGUCUUUGGGGCGCUGGGGGUGUCACAAGCUCUUUUCCUGCUCUUUGCAACUAUCCUGUCUGCUCAUGGUGCCAUGCGAGCCUCCCGGAUUAUGCAUCAGCAACUGCUCAGCAACAUCCUGCGUGUGCCCAUGAGCUUUUUUGACACGACCCCAACUGGACGCAUUGUGAAUAGGUUUGCCAAGGACAUCUUCACGAUAGAUGAGACCAUUCCCAUGUCCUUCCGUAGCUGGCUUUCCUGUUUCAUGGCCAUCAUUAGCACAUUGCUCAUGAUCUCCCUGGCCACUCCAUUCUUCACUCUCGUUAUCAUUCCCUUGAGCAUCUUCUACUAUUUUGUGCUGCGCUUCUAUGUCUCCACAUCACGCCAGCUACGGCGUCUGGACUCUGUAACUAGGUCUCCCAUCUAUUCCCACUUUGGAGAGACAGUGUCAGGCCUUUCCGUGAUCCGGGCCUACGGACACCAAGGACGGUUCCUGCAGCAAAAUGAGAGCACCAUGGACAUCAAUCAGAAAAGUGUUUACUCCUGGAUAGUCUCAAAUAGGUGGCUGGCCAUCCGUCUGGAGUUUGUUGGGAGCCUGGUGGUCUUCUUCUCUGCGCUUCUAGCUGUGAUAUCAAAGGGCACUUUGGAGGGCGGCAUCGUGGGUCUUUCUGUCUCCUCUGCCCUCAAUGUGACCCAGACACUGAACUGGCUGGUGCGGACAUCUUCGGAGCUGGAGACAAACAUUGUGGCUGUGGAGCGGGUACACGAGUACACGAAGGUGAAGAACGAGGCUCCGUGGGUGACAGAAAAGCGUCCACCCCGUGGCUGGCCCAGCAAAGGCGAGAUCCAGUUUGUUGACUACAAAGUUCGUUACCGACCUGAACUGGAGCUGGUUCUUCAGGGGAUCACCUGCAAUAUUGGGAGCACUGAGAAGGUUGGGGUUGUGGGCCGGACCGGGGCUGGAAAAUCCUCCCUCACCAACUGCCUCUUCCGGGUGCUGGAGGCCGCUGGAGGGACGAUCAUCAUCGAUGAGGUGGAUAUAGCAACGAUCGGCCUCCAUGACCUGCGCCAGAACCUCACUAUCAUCCCCCAGGACCCCGUGCUCUUUACUGGCACCCUGCGGAUGAACCUGGACCCCUUUGACCAGUACACAGACGAGGAGGUCUGGAAGGCCCUUGAGCUGGCCCACCUGAAGACAUAUGUGCAAGACCUUCCCGAGGGUCUGCUGCAUCUUGUGAGCGAGGGAGGGGAGAACCUGAGUGUUGGGCAGAGGCAGCUGGUGUGCCUGGCCCGGGCCCUUCUCCGCAAAGCCAAGAUCCUCAUCCUGGAUGAAGCAACAGCAGCUGUAGAUCUGGAAACUGAUCAUUUAAUCCAGACAACGAUCCGGAGCGAGUUUGCUGACUGCACUGUCCUUACCAUCGCUCACCGCCUCCACACCAUCAUGGACAGCAACAGGGUGAUGGUGCUGCAGGCCGGGAGGAUUGUGGAAUACGACAGCCCCGAGGAGCUGCUCAAGAAGCAGAGCAUCUUCUCCGCCAUGGCAAAGGAUGCCGGCAUCACAAAUAUAGAAACCACCAUGCUGUAG